CAUGGAACGAGUUAUGAAAACUCGGCACAUGACAAAAGAAACCCAGUGAAAAGACUCUUCAUGUUUGAUCUACGUGAAUUAUGGACACCAAACCUCCUGUAUUCUCUCCUCCAGGAGCAAGCGUAGCAAGAGGAUCCGUGGCGGAGGCGCCAACUUCGUGUCGAGAAUGCCGUCGGCGGAGAGUCGAGUGCGACGGCACUAUGCCUGUCUGCGCAGUAUGCCAGAAGUAUAGACGCCAUUGUCUAUACGACAAGCAUAGUAAAACCCGCUUGACAAGAAAGCAACUCACGAUCCUAGAGGAGCGACUUGAAAAAGCAGAAGCCCUCUUAAGGAGCCACUUUACGGAGGCGCAGCUUGCAGAAAUGAUGGACGGAGCAGCUGCUGUAAGGCCAGCCCUAGGCAGCUUACCUCUGUAUCCCAGCAGCAGUUCUGCGACGCCGUCGUCCCACAACAACAUCCCCGCACCUGAAGCUCUUCCCUCCGGAUCAAGUGAGGCGACUUCAUCGUCAUAUUUAGCCGGGACCUCACAGCUCGUACACGGUAUUGAACUGGGGGUAGAGCCGCUCUCUGGAGCUGGACACUCGGCCGGAUCUUAUGAGCUUGCACCCUCCCUAGCUAACGACUUCGAGUGGAAUGAGUCGUCAUGGUCCGCGUAUGGGCCAGCUAUGGAUGCUGGGGACAGCGAGGCUCCACAAGAUAUUGUGGAUGGCAUGGCUUCGCUGUCUGUGGGCGACCACAGAGGCUACCUAGGUGCUGUUUCCGGAGCUGCUCUCCUGCGCCAGAUAUUAUCAGCCCGUAAGGAUGGGGAAGGGGCUGAGGCUGGAGUUCAACCACAGCAUUUAGAGUCCCUAUUCCAGCAGCAGACGGACCAGACCCAGUGGUAUCGUUCGCAAUCCAUACUAACCCGGGUAGUAGUUGGAAAUCUCAUCGACGCCUUCUUCUCAUUUUAUCAUCCUACCUUCCCAAUCGUACACGAGCCGACUUUCCGGGCGCAAUAUGAUGGCACCCUGCCUCGCCCUGAUAAGGAGAAUUGGAACACCCUCGCCAAUAUUCUUGCUGCGCUUGGUUCGUUUGCCAGCAGCAACUGCUCCGAUGCCACGGACCUGCCCAUAUUCCAAGCGGCACAGAAAAGCUUGUUCGCUGACAAUCUCGAGGUUGGGAACCUAACUCUUGUCCAGGCAUUCGGCCUGUCAGCUACCUACCUUCAAAAAAGGAACAAGCCGAACACGGGCUACAACUAUGGUGGAGUAGCCCUCCGUCUGGGCAUCGGGCUGGGUCUUCAUAAAGAGUUUGAACAGGGAAAUCUCCCCCCGCUGCAGAUGGAAAUUCGCCGCAGGGUAUGGUGGACCCUCUGUGUUCUUGAUGUUGGUGCCACCGUAACCUAUGGGCGGCCCCUGAACUGGCCUCAGGCCGGAGUUGAGACGGCCCUCCCGAUGAGCAUACAUGAAGAGGAUCUGGUUUCGGACUCAGCACCAUACCCGCCAGAGGCCGACGGCCUGACUUUAUAUACGUAUCUUCGGAUCCAGUCGUCGUACCAUCUUAGGACGAUGGGCAUCUAUAAUCGCCUUAUUACCGGAUCUUUCCCAAAUGCUGCGGAACUGAUCACUCUGGACGAUGAAAACAUUGGCGCCUGGCUCGCACAAUGGCCACACUACUACGUCGACUUUCCUCCAGCGGGAUCAAAACAUGCGCUCGGCGUUGGAAUUUCGAAGUGGCGAUACCGAAAUCUCAGAAUUGUUAUGUAUCGCCCAUUCCUAGUUAGAUGGGCCCUAAGCUCGUCACUAUACGAUCAGCAAGCCUCAUCAAGCACCGAAAGUUUAGCUGUUUUCAGAUGUCUUGACGCAGCAAAGGAGACUAUCUUGUCCGUCGAAGAGUAUUGGAUGUCUCGGUCACACUUCAGACUCGCGGCGUGGUAUGUCUUGUACUUCUUGUUCCACGCCACUUUGGUCCCCAUCCAUUGUUUAAGACACAACCCACGGCAUCCACUGGCCCCUGACUGGCGCUCUCAAAUACGAGCUUCGUUAGCUGUCAUGGACGCCAUGUCAGAACUAAGCCCCAACAGCUCUAAAUGUCGAGAAAUCAGCCUGAAGCUCUGCUGGCCGCACUUGCAAGAGGAAGGAACCCAGUUCUACAACGACGACACGGCGUUUCUUCCUAGUCUGGCGGAUGGCGAGGCAGCCUCGGUAAUGAAUGGAUAUGACGCGUGGUGCGCGUUGAUGAGCAACACAGGGGAGGGGGUGCCACUGUAUCAAUGGCCAAACCUUGACGAUGAGGGCUUAAAUUUUUUCUACGGAUUAGAUAGCGGUCAUGGGCUGUAAAUAUUCGUCUCUCCAUAGAAGCUUAAUUCUAUAGUGAUGCUUUCU
Molecule: messenger RNA, 2363 nt
Organism: Pseudogymnoascus verrucosus
Lineage: Eukaryota; Fungi; Ascomycota; Leotiomycetes; Thelebolales; Thelebolaceae
Exons: 4
Coding region: 81-2318 (745 amino acids)
Biological process (GO): positive regulation of transcription from RNA polymerase II promoter by galactose; DNA-templated transcription
Cellular component (GO): nucleus
Molecular function (GO): zinc ion binding; DNA-binding transcription factor activity, RNA polymerase II-specific; RNA polymerase II cis-regulatory region sequence-specific DNA binding
Source: RefSeq, a predicted model, not a curated record